Messenger RNA from Strigops habroptila (Kakapo), 8103 nucleotides. It is a transcript of the gene AGTPBP1, whose product is annotated as ATP/GTP binding protein 1. The transcript has 27 exons. NCBI's taxonomy places the organism in Eukaryota, Metazoa, Chordata, Aves, Psittaciformes, Psittacidae. Gene Ontology annotation, molecular function: metallocarboxypeptidase activity; zinc ion binding. Gene Ontology annotation, biological process: protein side chain deglutamylation; proteolysis; C-terminal protein deglutamylation. The record is from RefSeq and is a predicted model, not a curated record. Bases 1280 to 4960 code for a protein of 1226 amino acids.
CUGGGCAUGUCUGGUUUUUGUGGCAGAAUCAUUUUGCUCUGUUGAACUAGUACUGCUCAUUUUGCUUGCCAUUAGCUUGCCAGAUACUGGUAGAUUUGUUUUCCAUGGCAGUUGUUUGAAACUUUUUGAGGAGAUUUUCGCUUGCAAGAAAGUGGGCUUGAUGGCAAGACAGUCUGGUAUGACUCCAGAAUACAAAUAUAUAUUGUAAGUGUAUAUGUAAAAAACCUCCAGUUUCAGUGAAAAAUAAAAAAGGGUGAAAAAGAAACCAUGAAAGCAGAGCUGCUGUUGGUUAAAAUAAAGGGUUUGAGCCUCAGAUGUGAGCUUACCGUGUGUUUAACCUAUGACAGUUUCUUUCAGAUGUGAUGUUAUCAAAAUGAUCAUGAAAGUGCUCAGUACUGACAUACUGUAAUGGUGACUAUGCAUUUUUUUUUCUUAUUAUGAUUGUAAGUUAGAGUAAGGGUUGGAGUUUGGUUUUGUGUCUGCCCUCUUUACUGUCCAUUAGUGAUUAAAAGGAAAACAAUUUACCGUGACUACAUUUAACUGGAGGUUCUGGUGCAGUUGAGCCAUGCAUUACUGUACUGAGUUUAAUGUAAUUUCUUCAGUUUUAUUGAAAGGUGGCUGUUCAGGGCGUAUAGAAAUUCCACCUGGAUAGCUCGCAAUAGGUAAAGAGUAUACUCACUUUCCCCUGAAUUACAUGAAUCAAUUUAAGAACAGAAUCAUAAAGAAGAUGCAAGAAGAGCUAUGUGACAAUGCAUGCAAAGUAUUUGGUUAGUAGCAUUUUUUUUUUUUUUUAAUUAUCUCUUUCCAUUAUUGGGUAAAUGAUGGAGAGUAAAUUUGGUGAUUAGGUGGCUUUCUACGGUGGCAUGAAAUUCCUGAUAUUUGCAUGAUGACAAAGGAUUCCUCUAAGAAAGAAGACAAACAGAAAAGUGGGACAGGCACUGGCCUGAUUUAAAUGAAGGAGACUUUUAUUUAUUUGCUUAUUCUUUUGAAACAGAUGGCAUUUUAGGUUUCUCUUCCCACAAAUCAGUGGAUUUAGUAAAUGAAUGCCUAAAAUGGGAAUGAGACACUGCUUUCUGGAAGAACCAGGAGCCAGUUCAGACUGCAUCAGGAAGUCAAGAUAGUUUACACUUGAAGAGUACUUGGACAAAUCUAGGACACCUGUUAACUUGACUCAAGCUGGAAAUCUUGUGAAAAGCUGAGCAUUUGCUGCUUGGGUGCUGGGAAAACCUUCUGCUUUCAGGUUAUCAGAGAUGGUGAUUUGAAGAAUCAGGUUUCCGAUAUGAACAAAGUAAGAACAUCUGAAAAAAGUGUUUCCACUAGUUCUCGGACUAUGUCUCUGCUGUCACAGCUGGAGAAGAUCAAUUUGGGCUCUGUAUUAGGAGAAGCAGACAGUGCCAGAUAUGUUACCUCAAAGAUACUUCAUCUGGUUCAGAGUCAAGAAAAAACCAGGAAGGAGAUGACUUCUAAGGGCUCCACUGGAAUAGAAGUUAUCCUGUCAACCCUAGAGAAUACAAAAGAUCUUCAAACUAUUCUAAAUAUAUUGAAUAUUCUCAUAGAGGUAAUUUCAGUUGGUGGUGGUCGAAGGGCAAGCAUCUUGGUCACUAAAGGAGGGACGCAGAUCUUAUUGCAGCUGCUUUUGACUGCCAGCAAAGACUCUCCACCAAAUGAAGAAUUAAUGGUGCUUCUUCAUACUCUUCUUGCAAAAAUUGGGCCAAAAGACAAAAAGAUUGGCAUGAAAGCAAGAAUUAAUGGUGCCCUAAACAUAUCAUUGAAUUUAGUGAAGCAGAAUUUGCAGAACCACAGACUAAUAUUGCCAUGUCUUCAAGUAUUAAGAGUUUACUCAACCAACUCUGUAAAUGCAGUGUCCUUGGGAAAGAAUGGAGUUGUAGAACUGAUGUUUAAGAUCAUUGGCCCUUUUAGUAAAAAGAACACUAGCCUUAUGAAGGUUGCUUUAGACACACUUGCUGCAUUGCUAAAAUCAAAAACAAAUGCCAGGAGAGCAGUAGACAGAGGAUAUGUUCAGGUGCUUUUAACGAUUUAUGUUGAUUGGCACCGUCAUGAUAGUCGACACAGAUAUAUGCUGAUACGUAAAGGUGUUUUACAGUGCAUUAAAAGUGUUACAAACAUCAAAUUGGGAAGAAAAGCAUUCAUUGAUGCCAACGGGAUGAAAAUUCUUUAUAACACCUCACAAGAGUGCCUUGCAGUAAGAACUCUUGAUCCCCUUGUGAACACAUCCAGCCUAAUAAUGAGAAAAUGUUUUCCUAAAAAUCGUCUUCCAUUACCAACUAUUAAAAGUGCUUUCCAUUUCCAACUCCCAGUUAUUCCUGCCAGUGGUCCUGUGGCUCAGCUGUACAAUUUGCCUCCUGAUGUGGAUGAUGUAGUAGAUGAAAGUGAUGAUAACGAUGAUGCAGAAACAGAAUCAGAAAUUGAAACUGAAAAUGAGGAUGACAAGGACCAACAUUUCAAGAAUGAUGAUAUUGAGACUGAUAUUAAUAAAUUGAAACCUAGACAGGAAUUGGGAAGAGCCUUAGAAGAACUGAAAAUGUACGAACAAUUCUUUCCAGAACUUUCAGAAAACUUUCAGGAAUGUGACUUAGUUUCCAAGGAACCAAAGCCUUUUGUACCUGAUGCAAAUCUGAGUGGACCUAUUGUUGUUCCUACAGCAGGAGAGGAGCACUCUGCUGAAGCAAAACAGUCAACAAAAGGAGUUGCUUUAAAGGAGAGCAAUCCUUUAUUGACAGAGGAAUACAAUAGAAGGCCAGCCUUUCUGGAACUACCAAAGAAAGAGAGUAUCAAAGACAGUAGUUUACAUCAGCAAAAUGAUCAAAUAAACCUAUCUCCAUCCUGCCAGUGUCUAAGCCAAGAAAUUGUGAAAGGCUUAGACAGAAUGAGUUUGCAGAACAGUGCAAAAAAUGAUCAGUGUUAUGGUACAGCAUGUGUAAUAACGAAGGAAAACAAAACUAGCCUUACCACACUUGCUUGUAGUAAACCUUGUGAACAUGUUUCAGCCUGUGGAAGUAGCCUCUUUGACGGAUCAUCUGUCCACCUGGGAAAACUCUGCUGCACUGGAGUGGAUUCAGAGGAGGAAGAUUCCAGAUCUAGUUCAUCAGGGGAACAAGUUAUGCUUGAAGUUUCUGAUGUAUCACCAGUUCAUGACUGUGAUCUUUAUAUUGAAAUGGUAAAAACCACAAAGUCUAUUCCUGAAUAUUCAGAAGUGGCCUAUCCAGAUUAUUUUGGCCAUAUUCCACCCCCAUUUAAGGAGCCUAUUCUGGAAAGGCUAUAUGGGGUGCAGAGGACAAAAAUAUCUCAAGAUAUUGAAAGACUGAUUCAUCAGAAUGAUAUUAUAGACAGAGUUGUUUAUGACCUUGACAAUUUGAGUUGUUUAGUAGCAGAGGAAGCAGAUGUUUUGAAGUUUAAUUCCAAAUUUGAAUCUGGAAACCUGCGCAAAGUUAUUCAGAUCAGAAAAAACGAGUAUGAUCUAAUUCUGAACUCGGAUAUAAAUAGCAAUCAUUAUCAUCAGUGGUUUUACUUUGAAGUCGGUGGAAUGAAAACUGGCAUUGGUUACCGGUUUAACAUCAUCAACUGUGAAAAGUCGAACAGUCAGUUUAACUACGGUAUGCAGCCCCUCAUGUAUUCUGUUCAAGAAGCAUUAAAUUCUCGACCAUGUUGGACUCGUGUUGGGACAGAUAUUUGUUACUAUAAGAAUCACUUUUCAAGAAGUUCAAUUGCUGCUGGAGGCCAGAAAGGAAAAUCUUAUUACACAAUUACAUUCACUGUAACUUUCCAACAUAAAGAUGAUGUCUGCUACUUUGCAUACCAUUAUCCAUAUACAUACUCAACUUUAAAGAUGCAUCUUCAGAAGCUGGAAUCUAUGCAUAACCCUCAACAGAUAUAUUUUCGACAAGAUGUUCUCUGUGAGACUCUGGCUGGCAACAGUUGUCCCUUAGUCACUAUUACAGCCAUGCCAGAGUCUAAUUACUAUGAACAUAUCUGUCAGUUCAGGAAUCGUCCUUAUAUUUUCCUAUCUGCUCGUGUACAUCCUGGGGAGACUAAUGCAAGCUGGGUUAUGAAGGGAACGCUGGAAUACCUUAUGAGCAAUAACCCAAGUGCCCAAUGUUUACGAGAAUCUUAUAUUUUCAAAAUUAUUCCCAUGCUCAAUCCAGAUGGUGUCAUCAAUGGAAACCACCGUUGCUCUUUAAGUGGAGAAGAUUUAAACAGACAGUGGCAAAAUCCAAAUCCAGAUCUGCAUCCCACUAUUUACCAUGCUAAAGGGUUACUUCAAUAUCUGGCUGCUAUAAAACGUUUACCUUUGGUCUAUUGUGAUUAUCAUGGUCACUCUCGAAAGAAGAAUGUAUUUAUGUAUGGCUGCAGUAUCAAAGAGACAAUGUGGCACACUAAUGUUAAUGCUGCUGCUUGUGACCUGAUGGAAGACCCUGGUUACAGGGUACUCCCCAAGAUCCUGAGUCAAACUGCCCCAGCUUUCUGCAUGGGCAGCUGCAGCUUUGUAGUGGAAAAGUCCAAGGAAUCAACAGCACGAGUUGUUGUCUGGAGAGAGAUAGGAGUACAAAGGAGCUAUACAAUGGAGAGCACUUUAUGUGGAUGUGACCAGGGCAAAUAUAAGGGAUUGCAGAUAGGGACAAGAGAACUGGAGGAGAUGGGAGCAAAGUUCUGUGUUGGCUUACUGCGUUUAAAAAGAAUGUCCUCACCUUUGGAAUACAGUCUGCCUUCUAGUCUGUUGGAUAUUGAAAAUGAGCUGAUGGAGUCAAGCUGUAAAGUGACAAGCCCCACUACAUAUGUUUUGGAUGAAGAUGAACCUCGCUUCCUUGAAGAAGUUGAUUACAGCGCAGAGAGUAAUGAUGAUCAAGAUGCUGAAUUAGCUGAUAAUGUGGGUGAUUAUGAGGCAACUAAUCAAGAAGAUGGACUUUCAGACUCAGAUUCAACAAGGAUACUCCUUUCUUGAACCAGCUUUGCAGCCGGUAAUAGGAAGUUAAGUAUCCUGGCUUUUGUAGUCAAGUACUUUCUUGCUGUUGUCUACCAUGGGGAUAUACUUAAGGAAACACAGAUACCUGGGGCGUGCCUAGCUCAAAGACAAUAAAUAUUUCUGAUAAAUUGUCAUUUUCUUUAUUUAAGGACUUCUGUGUUUUCUUUUAGCACUGAAUAGAUAAACUUAUUUACCAGUUCAUUUUCUACUAAAUAUCACCACGUGGCAUUUUGUGUCCUUAAAUCCUGUCUUCAGAAAAAUUAAUUAUAAUUUAUGGUGUGUCAGAGUACAGAAAUUCUUUUGUGGUACGGUUCUUUGAGUUGCUUCCUGAAAAAUACAUAUGUACAGAUUUUCUAAAUUAAUUUGUGUAUGUGUGUGUAUAUGCGUGUCUGUAUACUGAGCUGAAGAGGUUAUUUUUCACAUUAUUUCAAAGAUACUCAAUUGUGUUUGAGGUAAUGUAGUGCCUGCUCUGGAACCAUUCGAUAAUUACUAAAUUAAAAAUGAAAAAGCAAUGUAUGAAUUGUUGCACUUGUUUCUUGCUUCUGAGGAUUAUAUGGUUUUGCCACAGUACUAGGUGAUUUCAGUUUAGGAAUUCAGUUUAGGAAUUUUGUGCACUGAUCAACACAGCCUGUGCUUAUAAGAACAAUACACUGUAUAAAAUUCAAUCCCAUUAAAUAGGCAUGGUUUAAUAUGAGAAGGUUUGGGUUUUGUAAGUAUGCAUGACUACCAGAACUGAUUAGAUAUGUACACUGUUCAGCUACCCAGUUGCUCCAUUUUUCUCGUUCAAUAUGCAUGUAGUUAAAAAGCAUUCACUUUACUGGGGGCACAUUAACUAUAUACCCGAUUCAAAUGCUCUGAGAGGGAAAGUGCAUUUUGGUUUAAACAUCUUUUGCCUGGUUUCAAUCCAGUGUUAACCCUGUUCUGAGCAGGAGAUUGGACUAUAACCUCCUUCCAGCCUGAAUAAUUAUUCUGUGACUCUGUAUUCUUCAUGUUUAAAGUCAAGCUGUCAGGCAUGGGAUUUACACUUCUUCAUCUCCUGUCAUCUACCAAUUCUCAUUGCCUCUUGCCUCUGCUUAGAAUAAGAUCUAACAGAGAAAUGAAGUUGUACCCUGUUGUUUACAGAACUGACAUGUUUUGCAAUGAAAAAUUUUUUUCCCAAAUUAUUUUUACUUGAUGUGACCCAGUUGUGGCAUACAUUUUCUGCUGCAUGUGCAAGGGCUUUAAGAGCAUGAAGAAUAACACUUCUAAGUUACCACAGGUUUUUAACUGAUGAGAACUUUGUGAAUGUUUACUGUUACAAAUCAAACUGUACUUUGGAGGGGAAGUGUGCCUUUGGUAGAAGGAUUAAAGAAAGUAAGUUAUCAAUGAUUCUCAAUCAGGAGAUGGAUUUUCACCAGGAUCUGCUGUUUCAAAUGCGGCAUUGUUUGGUGAUGCCUGUCCAUAUCAUCCUGAUUCUGAUACUAGGGAAAGGUUUUUGAUUCCUUGGAUAUGCUACUAUAUUUUUGUUUAAAGGCUUAAAUUUAUAUUAAUAUUCACGCAGGUUUGAGAUGUAAGGGUAUAGCGAAACAUUUACAUUCUUGUCCCUUUAGAAGUCUCUCUCUCUCUAGUGAAAAUUAUCAUUCCUGGCGUUCCAUGAAUUACAUACAGUAAAUAAGAAAGUUUAUUUAAUACCCUGUUGAAGAGGAGCCCUCUGCAUUGGAAUUGUAGAGGAAUUUUCGUCCUUGAGGAUUUGUACUUCAGUACCUUACAUAAAUAAUUUUUACUUAAAUUUCCCCUUAGUUUUCAUAUGAACCUGUAUUAAUCCUGGAACACUAUUUUCAUACUACAGGCAAGACUAGAAAUGUACUUCAUCCCUUUAAAAAGAAUUGUGACUUAGUAGUACAAACCCAUGUUUUCAUCAUGAGUAAAUAUGCAUGUAUGUUCUUCUUAUAUCUUCUACAGCUGUUAGUGUGUGCAAAGAAGGAGUUAUUCAUAACUUUUAUAAUGGCUCAGUUUAAUAGGCACUCUCCUAAAACAAUAAUGUGUUUUUACACUAGAUUCUAAUGCACUUGUGCAUUGGAGUAGAUGUAUGCGUUUUAUUAGAUAGGAUGUCAGUCUGGCAGGGGUGGGUCCGAGUUUUGAUUCAAGAGUGAAGGUUUGCCCUUACCUUACACAUUGUUGGAAAUGCAAAGGCCGUUACCUCUUACACAUUUUGUGGCACUUCUUAACGUGCCUUCUGAAAGGCAGAGUCUCCAUUUGUGUUCACAGGGAUGACGGUUCAUGGAAGAACUACCACAGUGGUAGCAGCUUCAGACUGUUUAUGUGACUGUUUAUACUUCUCUGCUACACGUUGCCAUUGUUGCAGUGGUGUUGGCAGACACAUACUGGUUUUCCCUGUGAACUGUUUUAGUGGGAAGUCUGGUGUUUAGAUGAAAAUGGAAUAGCUGAGGCUUGAGCACACACUCCAUUCUGUUUCUGUGGCAUUUGUCCAGAAUAAAUGGGCAGAAUGGAUAGCAAAGAAUGACAGCUUCUUGAACUGUCACAGAUCGGUCACCUAGCAUAGCCUGUCCACACAAUAGACUGUUUUUAUUUUAUGCAUUGGCAAUCCAGUGUGUUUCUGGUUUUAAAUGAUGCUCUUACUAUAAGCAUGACUGAUUCUGUAUAGGAAGAGAACAUAUUCUUAUAUCUUUUUCCAGUAAUAACAAGAAAUAAGAUUAUAAACCAUAAUUACAUCUGUUAUUUACUGUCUUGCUUCUAAAUAAUUGCUGGAUGAUUAAUUACUUUAUUCCCUUCCCAGGUAUAAUUCAAGUUUGCAGCACAAAUUUUGGUAUUGUGUCUUCACUGGUGACAUACCCUGGUGUAAUGUAACUUACAGCUAAGACUGUAGUUUGUGCCAAAAUCUUGCCUGACUGUUUUUGGAGGUGGAUUGCUUUAUCAGCCUGACUUAUCAGGGAGAACUGGUUCGAAUCUGAAGUAAGACUGGAGUAGCAGUAAACACUGUUCACAAAAUGCAAAAAUUCAAGGUUUCAGAUAGUUUCUAUUGUAAUGCUGUGAUAGAUACAAUUGUUACAGUGUUGUUAUGCAUGGCCCAAAUAACAAUACUUAUUAAUAAAAAUACUUAAUAAAGAAUUAAUUACAAUCAA